UCAGGUCAACCAGAUUAGGAGUAGGGGGAGAUGUAGGAAGGCCUAAGAGUUCAAGGGUUCAAGGGGGGGGGAAGCUGAAAGCUGGUUUCCCUGAAAAUUUCCCCCUUCUUUGAUUCAGGGUGGUUGGAUAUAUAUAUAUAUUAUAUAUAUAUGAUUUAUAUUUUUAAAUUGUGUUUUUGAGGAGGUGGUAGUGUUUAGAAAAGGAUGUGGGAAUGGAAGGGGUAGAUGAGUCAACCCUGUUACAAAAUUCCAAGGGUGGUGUGUUACCUGAUCCUUUUCGUGCGUGGAGUUCUGGGGGUCGGGAGGUUUGGCCUUUAUUCCCACAUUCAAAGUUGGAACCGCCCCCAAAUUAAGAAUGGAGUUUUAGUACCCACUUGUGGCAGGAAUCCUGGGGGGAAGGGGUCCUUUUUCCCUUUUCCCCCCCCCAUUUUCUUUGGCAACCCACACCCUUCCACAAACGCUCACCCAAAAAUUAAACACCAAGAUCCUCUAACUUAUUUGGAAUUGACUGAUGAAGACAUAAAGCCAGUUCCGCUCUAUGUGUUUUGAGGUGGAGUGAGUGGUUUUUCUUCAUUUUUAAAUGGCCAAAUGACAGCUUGACCCAGUUUGCUUUCCAAUCAAAGGGCAUUUUUUUGAAUGUCUCUUUGUGGCCCAAGAGCCAACGCAAAAAUGAUGGCGGCUUAUAAUGGCGGUACAUCUGCAGCAGCAGCAGGUCACCACCACCACCAUCACCACCACCUUCCACACCUUCCUCCUCCUCACCUUCACCACCACCACCACCCUCAACACCAUCUUCAUCCGGGGUCGGCUGCUGCUGUGCACCCUGUACAGCAGCAUACGUCUUCGGCAGCUGCGGCCGCUGCUGCAGCGGCCGCGGCCGCUGCCAUGUUAAACCCUGGGCAACAACAGCCAUAUUUCCCAUCACCGGCACCGGGUCAGGCUCCUGGACCAGCUGCAGCAGCCCCAGCUCAGGUACAGGCUGCCGCAGCUGCUACAGUUAAGGCGCACCAUCAUCAGCACUCGCAUCAUCCACAGCAGCAGCUGGAUAUUGAGCCGGAUAGACCUAUUGGAUAUGGAGCCUUUGGUGUUGUCUGGUCAGUAACAGAUCCAAGAGAUGGAAAGAGAGUAGCACUCAAAAAGAUGCCCAACGUCUUCCAGAAUCUGGUCUCUUGCAAAAGAGUCUUCCGGGAAUUGAAGAUGUUGUGUUUUUUUAAACAUGAUAAUGUACUCUCUGCCCUUGACAUACUCCAACCUCCACACAUUGACUAUUUUGAAGAAAUAUAUGUUGUCACAGAAUUGAUGCAGAGUGACCUACAUAAAAUUAUCGUCUCUCCUCAACCACUCAGCUCAGAUCAUGUCAAAGUUUUUCUUUAUCAGAUUUUGCGAGGUUUGAAAUAUCUCCAUUCAGCUGGCAUUUUACAUCGAGACAUUAAACCAGGGAAUCUCCUUGUGAACAGCAACUGUGUUCUAAAGAUUUGUGAUUUUGGAUUGGCCCGAGUGGAAGAAUUAGAUGAAUCCCGGCAUAUGACUCAGGAAGUUGUUACUCAGUAUUAUCGGGCUCCGGAAAUCCUGAUGGGCAGCCGUCAUUACAGCAAUGCUAUUGACAUCUGGUCUGUCGGAUGUAUCUUUGCAGAACUACUAGGACGAAGAAUAUUGUUUCAGGCACAGAGUCCCAUUCAGCAGUUGGAUUUGAUCACAGAUCUGUUGGGCACACCAUCACUGGAAGCAAUGAGGACAGCUUGUGAAGGCGCUAAGGCACACAUACUCAGGGGUCCUCAUAAACAGCCAUCUCUUCCUGUACUCUACACCCUGUCUAGCCAGGCUACACAUGAAGCUGUUCAUCUGCUUUGCAGGAUGUUGGUCUUUGAUCCAUCGAAAAGAAUAUCCGCUAAGGAUGCCUUAGCCCAUCCCUACCUAGAUGAAGGGCGACUAAGAUAUCACACCUGUAUGUGUAAAUGUUGUUUUUCCACCUCUACGGGAAGAGUUUAUACCAGUGACUUUGAGCCCGUCACCAAUCCCAAAUUUGAUGACACUUUUGAGAAGAACCUCAGUUCUGUCCGACAGGUUAAAGAAAUUAUUCACCAGUUCAUUUUGGAACAGCAGAAAGGAAACAGAGUGCCUCUCUGCAUCAACCCUCAGUCUGCUGCUUUUAAGAGCUUUAUUAGUUCCACUGUUGCUCAGCCGUCUGAGAUGCCCCCGUCUCCUCUGGUGUGGGAGUAACAGUGGAGGAAAAUGUACUACUGAAGAUGUAAUGUAGCUUUCCACUGGAGUCUGGGAUUUGCAAUUCUGGAGGUUAAUCAUGCUUGUACUGUAAUUUUACUAAUGAAGUUUUAAAUUAACAACCACUACUUGUAUGAUAUGAAUAAUAUUUAGAAAUGUUACUAGUCUUUUAAUCUUGUAAAGUGGUUGUGCUUUUAGAAGAAAAAAUAUUUUACCCAGAGUUGCACAUGUUUUAUGAAAUUAGUGCAGCUGUUAAGGCUCACCUCAGAACAAAAGAGAAUUGAACCAAAUUUGGGAGUUGGGGUUUUUGUUUUGUUUUUCUUUAAAAAUGA
Molecule: messenger RNA, 2552 nt
Organism: Castor canadensis (American beaver)
Lineage: Eukaryota; Metazoa; Chordata; Mammalia; Rodentia; Castoridae
Gene: Nlk
Product: nemo like kinase
Biological process (GO): protein phosphorylation
Molecular function (GO): MAP kinase activity; ATP binding
Source: RefSeq, a predicted model, not a curated record